CUGCCGGGCAGCCUCGCCCGGACCCGGACCCGGCCUGGCCUCGGGCCGCCUGCCGAGCCGGCGGAGGUAAUCCAUGCUGAAGAGGCCCCAUUCAUACAAAUGAACAAAGGGUUGAGGCAGCACUUUCAACCCAGAUAGUCAGUCGGCUAACUGCCCAGCAGGAUGCCAUCAACCAGCCGAGCGGGCAGCCUGAAGGACCCAGAAAUUGCAGAACUCUUCUUCAAAGAAGAUCCAGAAAAACUCUUCACAGAUCUCCGAGAGAUUGGCCAUGGAAGCUUUGGAGCAGUUUAUUUUGCACGUGAUGUGCGCACCAAUGAAGUGGUGGCCAUCAAGAAAAUGUCAUAUAGUGGGAAGCAAUCCAAUGAGAAAUGGCAGGAUAUUAUUAAGGAAGUCAAGUUCCUACAAAGAAUAAAACAUCCUAACAGUAUAGAAUACAAAGGCUGCUAUUUGCGUGAGCAUACAGCAUGGCUUGUUAUGGAAUAUUGUUUAGGAUCAGCAUCAGACUUACUAGAAGUUCAUAAAAAGCCAUUGCAAGAGGUGGAAAUAGCAGCAAUUACCCAUGGUGCUCUCCAAGGGCUAGCAUACUUGCAUUCUCACAAUAUGAUCCAUAGGGAUAUCAAGGCAGGAAAUAUCCUGCUGACAGAGCCAGGCCAGGUGAAGCUUGCUGACUUUGGAUCUGCUUCCAUAGCAUCUCCUGCCAAUUCAUUUGUGGGGACGCCAUAUUGGAUGGCCCCAGAAGUAAUUUUAGCCAUGGAUGAAGGGCAGUAUGAUGGCAAAGUAGAUGUUUGGUCUCUUGGAAUAACAUGUAUUGAGUUAGCGGAAAGGAAGCCUCCUUUGUUUAAUAUGAACGCAAUGAGUGCCUUAUAUCACAUAGCACAGAAUGAAUCCCCUACACUGCAGUCUAAUGAAUGGUCUGAUUAUUUUCGAAACUUCGUAGAUUCUUGCCUCCAGAAAAUUCCUCAAGACAGGCCUACAUCAGAGGAGCUUCUGAAGCACAUGUUUGUUCUUCGGGAACGGCCUGAAACAGUGUUAAUAGACCUGAUUCAGAGAACAAAGGAUGCAGUGAGAGAACUGGACAAUCUGCAGUAUCGCAAAAUGAAGAAACUCCUUUUCCAGGAGGCACACAAUGGGCCUGCAGUAGAAGCACAGGAAGAGGAGGAGGAGCAAGACCAUGGCGUUGGCAGGACAGGAACAGUGAACAGUGUCGGAAGUAAUCAGUCCAUUCCCAGUAUGUCCAUCAGUGCCAGUAGCCAAAGCAGUAGUGUUAACAGUCUUCCAGAUGCCUCAGAUGAGAAGAGUGAGCUAGACAUGAUGGAAGGGGACCACACCGUGAUGUCAAAUAGCUCUGUCAUCCACUUAAAGCCUGAGGAAGAAAAUUACAGAGAAGAGUCUGAUUCUAGAACAAGGACAUCAGAACCACAGUCUCCACCCCAAGUAUCUCGCCACAAGCCACAUUACCGCAAUCGAGAGCACUUUGCUACUAUACGCACAGCAUCACUGGUGACAAGGCAAAUGCAGGAACAUGAACAAGACUCUGAGCUCCGAGAACAGAUGUCUGGCUAUAAACGCAUGAGACGGCAGCACCAGAAACAGCUGAUGGCACUGGAGAACAAACUGAAGGCAGAAAUGGAUGAGCAUCGCCUCAGGUUGGACAAAGAUCUUGAAACGCAGCGAAACAACUUUGCUGCAGAAAUGGAAAAGCUAAUUAAAAAACACCAAGCAGCCAUGGAGAAGGAGGCUAAAGUGAUGGCCAAUGAAGAAAAGAAAUUUCAACAACAUAUUCAAGCCCAGCAAAAGAAAGAACUGAACAGCUUCCUGGAGUCCCAGAAGAGAGAAUACAAGCUCCGUAAAGAACAGCUCAAAGAGGAGCUGAAUGAAAACCAGAGCACUCCAAAGAAGGAGAAGCAGGAGUGGCUCUCCAAACAGAAGGAGAACAUCCAACAUUUCCAGGCAGAGGAGGAGGCCAACUUGCUGCGGCGCCAGAGACAGUAUUUGGAGCUGGAGUGCCGGCGCUUUAAGAGAAGAAUGCUUCUCGGGCGCCAUAACCUGGAACAGGACUUAGUUCGGGAGGAGUUAAAUAAAAGGCAGACGCAGAAGGAUCUGGAGCACGCCAUGUUGCUGCGACAGCAUGAGUCUAUGCAGGAACUGGAGUUCCGCCACCUCAGUACCAUCCAGAAGAUGCGUUGCGAGCUGAUUAGGCUUCAGCACCAAACUGAGCUCACAAACCAGCUGGAAUACAACAAGCGACGAGAGCGUGAGCUAAGGCGUAAGCACGUCAUGGAAGUUCGACAGCAGCCUAAGAGUCUGAAGUCUAAAGAACUACAAAUAAAGAAGCAGUUUCAGGACACAUGCAAGAUCCAAACCAGACAGUACAAAGCACUGCGAAACCACCUCCUGGAGACCACACCAAAGAGUGAACACAAAGCUGUCCUGAAACGGCUCAAAGAAGAGCAGACCCGGAAACUGGCCAUCCUAGCUGAGCAGUAUGAUCACAGCAUCAAUGAAAUGCUCUCAACACAAGCUCUGCGUUUGGAUGAGGCACAGGAAGCAGAGUGCCAGGUUUUGAAGAUGCAGCUGCAGCAGGAACUGGAGCUGCUGAAUGCAUAUCAGAGUAAAAUCAAGAUGCAGGCUGAGGCCCAGCAUGAUCGGGAGUUGCGUGAACUGGAACAGAGGGUGUCCCUUCGCAGGGCCCUCCUGGAGCAGAAGAUUGAGGAGGAGAUGCUGGCAUUGCAGAACGAGCGCACCGAACGGAUACGAAGCCUGCUGGAGCGUCAAGCCCGCGAGAUCGAAGCCUUUGAUUCAGAAAGCAUGAGGCUAGGUUUCAGUAACAUGGUUCUGUCUAAUCUCUCCCCCGAGGCGUUCAGCCACAGCUACCCGGGAGCUUCUGGCUGGUCCCACAAUCCUACUGGGGGUGCCGGACCUCACUGGGGUCAUCCCAUGGGUGGCCCACCACAAGCUUGGGGCCAUCCAAUGCAAGGUGGACCCCAGCCAUGGGGUCACCCCUCAGGGCCCAUGCAAGGGGUACCUCGAGGUAGUGCUAUAGGGGUCCGCAACAGCCCCCAGGCUCUGAGGCGGACUGCUUCUGGGGGACGGACGGAGCAGGGCAUGAGCAGGAGCACAAGUGUUACUUCACAAAUAUCCAAUGGUUCACACAUGUCUUAUACAUAACUUAAACAAGAACUGAAGGUGGCAAUUCCACUGGAGCUGUCUGCCAACAGAAACUGCCUACAGAUACGUCCCAGCAGCCUCCUCAGUGCGGGACUGCAGUGGGAUGCUGGGUGAACGUGGAGUAUUGUAUUCAUUUUGUAAAGCACUCUGUUUUGUGUUUACUAACUGGGAUGUCAUAGUAUUUGGCUGCAGGGUUUGGUUUUUUUAAUUUUUAUGUUUUAGGGGGGUACUGGGGAGGGGAUCUAAGACAUAUAUGCAACUAGUCAGAGAAGUUGUCUGUUGGAUAUGGCAUUAAAGCUGCACAGGGGCCUCAGACUGCUUUCAUCACCCCAUCCCUACAGAGCGGUGGGAAGAGUUCAAACCUUAACAGCCACCCGAGCAGACCGGGGGGCUGAAAUAAGUCACUAUCUGGUGAAGGAGCAGCUGUAUUUUCUCCCCAUUGUUUAUCAUGAAAUUGGCCACCUUUCUAGGUGUAGCCUCAGGAGGAGUGGGAUCAAAGGAACCGUAGGUGAGGUAGAGGGGCAAGAGGAAAGGCUUUGCCGCUGAGAUGAGAGGGAUCAGCACAAACCCUUGCCACCCAAGUGCACGCUCUCUGUUCCACUAAGAGGUGAGCCUUCUCCCAGGGCAUAGGGCAGCUUCCUGGGCACCACACUGGUAAAUGUGUGUGCAGGGGGAGGUCUGGAAAUGUUUACAAUCCAGCCUAGCAUCUUGGCACUCCCCUAGCUGUGCUGGUGGCAGGGAUGUCGUGCUUUGGAGGAGCUGGGAAGAAGAGCAUAAAUAGUGCACUUGUCUGGCUAAUACUGUGACAUCUCACCUUAGCUAAGCAUUAGAAUAAUUCCUGGAGCCCUAAAUAGUUCUUUUGCUCUGUUCUUCAGAAACCUUGGACUUCUAGCCAAUCAAUCUGAAAUGCCAGAGGUAUUUUGAAAGAUGCCAUAGUCACAAAAUGCCAUUGAUCAGGGUUUUCAUUACUACACUACAUACACCAAUUUAUUACCUUUUGGCUUGUUGCAAUUUCCUGUUUACAUGUCGAGUGUAGCCAACUGUUUAAAUGUUUAGUUGCCAUAGUGUACCAGGAGGAGCUGAGCCAAUGACUCUUUACCAGCUCCUGACUAACCUACAUCACCACUGUAGAUCUUGCUGCAUGUCAGGCUCCUUUCUAUUAUUUUGGUUGCUGCAGUACUUCACAACUUUACAGGCCAUUGAGACCUUGUGAUCGUUUGGCAGCAUGUCACACCACGUGUAGGAAGCACUAUUUCCAGACGGCUCUUAUCAGAGCUGCUGUAUUACUGAAAGGGAGCAAAAGAGGUUGGGAAGUAAAUUUAAAAAAUUUAAAUUAAAAAGGUCAGGGAGUCUGAAAGCAGUGGAGGAAUGACUUUUGUGGCUACGUCUUGAUCCUUAAUGCUGGAAGUGGGAGGUGUUGUGAAAGCCGAGUCCCAAUGGUGGGGAGUUCUGGGCAGGUCAGCACCAUGAGAUUCAGAGGAGAGCAGGUAGAUUAAGCUUGGUUUGAGGUAAAGAUUUUCUUCCUGGGGACUGACCAGCCAGAGUUCUUUGUAAAUGACUUUCCUUGCACACUAAUCAUCUUGAAGAAAACACUAGCUGCUAACUCUAGGAUUUGCCUUUAGCAUGUUUAUAGGGCUCAAAAGCAAGGUUUUCAGAACGUUUGUCGUGUGACAUAUUUAUACAGAAAUACUCCAGUGUCUCGCUGCUGUUCAGUUUUCUCAACAGUGUGACAUUCGUUUGUUAACUAAAUUAAAAUCCACUCCAGAUCCUUAACUCUUAGCCAGUGUCUGGUGAAUCCAAACUUCAGGAUUUCCAGUGUCUUGGUAGAUCAUAUCACUCGGAGCAAAGAUGGACACUGUACCAAAAUACGUUUGAUUAACUCUUUGGCAGGGUCUGGUAGUAUUAGCAGUGAACGCAGAAGUUUGGGAUGAGGUGGUGGAGCCACUGGGGAAUAUUCCCGUUGGUUACCCUGUAGGACAGGUAUGUUUGGGACAAAGAUGAACUCUCUGACCCGCUAUUCCCCUUGAAACACAUCUCUAUGUGGGAUGGAUGUUUUCUCUUUUAGCUGUUCUUUUGCAUUAAAACAUGCAAAUGAAAUUAAGGAAAAUCGCUUUCAUUUUCCUGUUUUAAGAAAAAAAAAAAUCAAAAGCCAAAACCCUCUAUUGGAUCUUACCGCCUUGGUGUGGAGGGUGUAUCCAGAGCAUGGUGCUAAUAUGCAAUGUUUCGGAGUUCUCACCUUCUCAGAAUCCCAGACAGCAGCAGUGAUCGGCACUCUACUUCAAAAUUCAGGGGGUUCAUUCUUUUGCUUCUGUUAUGGUUUGAAUUUGGCCAAAAUCUCUGGCUUAAAUUGAGCUACUUCAAGAAGAGUUCCCUCAAACCGCUAUUUGUGUAAUGUAAAGCAUGAGUAAGUGCUGGACCCAAAUAUUGGCUUUUUUGUAUCCAAAAGAAUUGUGUAGUAACCAUUUUUACAUGUAUAUCAUGUGCAGACCUGGACUAUUCCAAUGAGUUAAUAUUUUAAUUAAAAUAGUUUGCAAAAACUGAUUCAGAUCAACCUUGUCUAAAUGUGUGUGUCUCUGUGUGUACAUGUGGGGAGCAGAAGCUACCUUCCAACUGAGUUUGAUCUCAAGAGAUGUCUCCCAAUUACUCAGUUGUUGUAAUCUGUGGGAAUCGCUUCAUAUUGUGUAGUGGAGGUAUACUGAGGACAUAAAUUAGUGUAGCUAUAAUGUAUAUGUUAUAGAUAUAUAUAUCACAUAAAUAUCUUUGUGAGAUAUAUGUAUAAAUAUCAAAUCAAAAUAGUCCAGAGACGCAAACACUUUCUGAAUCAGUUUGCAAACUCCAUUUUUAAAAAUUAAAACUAACUACUCCACAUUGUCCUGUACUCGUCCGCCCCCUCACACCACCACCGCCACACUAGUGUACCCAUCUGUCCUCUCACACGCCGCCGUGCUGUACUGUACUCCCACCUCCUGACGCUGUGCUGUACUGACCCCCCCGCCCCCCCACUGCCGCUGCGCUGUACUGUACCCCUCUGCCCCUUCACACUGCCAUCACGCUGUACUGUAACCCCCCACCCCCUCACACCACUGCACUGCACUGUACCCACCCCCUCAUGCCGCCAUGCUGUACUGUACCCCUCUGCCCCUUCACACUGCCAUCACGCUGUACUGUACCCCCCCACCCCCUCACACCACUGCACUGCCCUGUACCCACCCCCUCACGCCGCCGUGCUGUACUGUACCCCUCUGCCCCUUCACACUGCCAUCUUGCUGUACUGUACCUCCCCACCCCCUCACACCGCUGCACUGCACUGUACUGCACCCACCCACUCAUGCUGUCCUGCUGUAUUAUACCACCCACCCCCUCAGGCCACUGUCGCGCUGUACUGUACCUGCCCGCCCGCCCCCUCACACCACUGUGCUGUCCUGUAUCCACCCCCUCACUUACACUCCAACCAGGGCUUUAAAAAUAUUGUAACCUGUAAAUUGUGAAAACUACUCCGUGUCUCAGCAAGAUGCUAGUUUUCCAUCUUCUAUGUGAGGAUUAACACUGGGAAAAUGGCUCUGUGAAUAUUACUUUACAAUUUUUAUGACAGUAUUUUAAAAUACUGCUGCCAGUCUUGACACACUACAGCAUAUUAUUUCUGUGUGUUUGUUUUUUCCCCUUUGCAUAGACUUUAAACUCUGAUUAAAGUUAGUCCAGAGGUGCAAUAGCAGGAGAGUUGGCAUUUUUCAACCUCUUUAAUCAUAUUACACUUCUUUGGUUUUGUUAAUUAAAAUCAGUGAAAGGGACCACAUGUGCUUUAUUUGUUGUGGUUUCUGGAAAACAGAGGCCACCUCCCCCAUUCCCAUUGACUGUGUUGCACUUAAUUCCUUGGACACAACAUUGGAACUUUCACCGUAUUCAGUCUAGCCCUGUAAACUUCCAAGGGGUUGAAAAACAAACACGGUACAUACAGUAACAAAACAUGAAUGGAGAAGUCCUCAUGGACAUUUCUUAUCUAAGUCCUGCCUUGGGGCAGACCUAGAGCUGCUGUACUUUCAAUACAGCUGCAGUUAACUUUUUAAGUAGAAUGUUGCAUGUUGUCAAUAAAACCUGCACAGAGAACACAAUGGUGGAUACUGGAAUAAUACUGCUUAUUAUCACAAAGGGGAAAAUGACCUGUUGAACUCAAAACCGUGAUCCUGUCCACUCUUCAUUGGUGAAAAUAAAUCGUAUUAUACCAAUACCUAUUGUUACUCUGUUAAAUACGCACAUCUCUCUGGAGAUCUGUCUAAUGGUAUCUCAUUUGUGUAUAUGUAUAUACUCUGUGUGUGUGUGUGUAUGCGCGCACACAACUCAUGCUGUGCAUUUCUGUCAGGGCACUUAGCAUUCCCUUAGCUGUUAAGCUGACAGGACAAUUUGUGCAGCUGGACUGUGUUAGGGGGAGGAUAUGAGCAGAAGUGCACAAGGGUUGAAUGGAGUGGGCAAGCCCUGGUUUAAAUCUUGCCCUGUGUUGUGCAGGAUGUUAGAGGGUUCUGUAGCUGCUGCAGGCAUGUGAAAGGAGGGAAGAGCGCUCAUGAGGGGUGCAGCAAAGUUAGAAGGCAGCGCAGCAAGCAAGUUUGCCUAGCACUAGGGAAGCGGCGUGGGGAGCUACUGGUGCUGUUUGCAGUAUGCUUGUAGUCAGUGUGCUGUGAGGAAAGGCAGUGGUAUGUAAGAGUGAAAUGCUCUGCAGUGGGAGCUCAGAGUCCCUAGGCGCGGUUCAUCUCAAAAGAUCACAAACCCCAUAUAGUCGUCAUUAACUUUCUACAUUUCUGGGGAUCGGCUGCCACGAACUAUGAACUCUGCACCUUUGUUAUUGUUCCAUGUGCAUUAAGCUAAGGCCAAAACAUAAGAUAAAACUGUGAAUUUACUUCUUACUAGCUCCAUUCUUUAUCCUUCUCCCCACCCAUUCCUUCCAGAGCAUGGACACGUGUCUCUAAGUCUGGACAGUGUGCUGGGAACAGCAUCAUUUUCUUCCUUGAUGCAGGUGUGUGUGCCCACGUAAUGCUGCAGGCUUCUGAGUGAUGGGGUAACAGCUGGACAGAGUCAGCCCUUAGAACCCGAUUUUCUAGGUCUGGAAACCUUCAGAUUCCUGGCAUCUCCUCUCCACCCUUGGAUAGCAGCGAGGCGUCUGGCAGUUUGGGGAGAGGUGUCGGUUUCUGCAUGUGUCAGGUCAGAGUUGCACAUAUGAAGGGCAUCUCUUUGUUAGUGAGCCUUGUUCCUGCAGUCUCAGACCCCGCUAGCAUAACAGCAUGCCACACAUAAGGUGUCUCUUGGUGGUGUGUACGUACCAAAGGGAAGCCCCCAAACACCUGGUCCUGUGGGUUAUAGUUAUUCUCCGCAAGGUGGUUCCUUUGAAAGCAGGUUUGUAACCUUUCUUUUUCAGUAUCUCCAAGCUUUUGGCUUCCCUACCCUGUCAGCAGGAGUGUCUGUUCUUUUAAAACUGUCCACGCUCCUGGUUUAAAGCCCAUGGGACAGUUCCAUCCCCGCGCUUCCCUGGACUCCAGUCAGAUUGUGAGCCUAGAAGUGGGGUUUGUGUCCUUAAGAAAGGUUGGUGCCUGUAGCAAGAACUUGCGGUUGAUGUAUGUCUUGCUGUGUUCGUUUGAGUUUGCACUCUCAGGAUUCAUUUCCAUGGGAACCAGUGGAGAAAUGUUUGCGAGACUGUGCUGAGGGGUGCAGGGGGCUGUCAGAUCUGGGAAGAAGCCAGCUGACUUAGUGGUUUUAUUAAAACAUUACCCAAAAAAGAGAGAGACGCAGAUAACCCUGAUUCCUGUUGUGUAACAGAACUCAACCAAGUGGGCCUGACAGGGUCACUCACGUGCCUGGGAUACCCUGUUCCCAACCCUUGGCUAAAUGCUGGAGGAAGAAAGCCUGGCUCAGCCAGAUAGGGCUGGGUAAACAGCAGCAAACAAGCAGCGGACCCAAACUGUGGGCCUCUGGAUGCUUGCGCUUUGGAGGUACAUUGACCCCACCUGUCUGCCAUCUAGCCAUGUUCUGUAAAUCCGGGGUUAGCCCCUCUGCAGCCACACGCUCAGCCCGGAAGUCUGUUGGUAGACGGGAGGUACCACCACACAAUGUGCACAAAAUCAGGGGUAUCUCCUGUCCCCUUCCUUACCCCUCCUGGUACGGGUACCUCAGAACGGGCACCGUUCGCAUUUUCACUGACAAUUGGUUUGAUGAUUGUGAGUGAAAAUAUUGUAAUUAUCUGUAAAUAUGUAGUUAACAAAGUGACCUAGUUUCUGUAUUUUUUAAGUUUUUGUACUAAAGUUUAUAGCUACAGAAUGUGCCAACUAGAGAGGAGGUACUGUCGUUGCCAGUUGUAGCCCAGCCUGCAUCUAACCCCUUCAGUUGCCCAUGUGACACUAAGGAUUCAUGCUUAAACGUCGUAAGGGCGGGAAUAGGGGGGAUGAUAAGGAAGAAAAAUGGCUUAAUUUGCAGUCCAGGUGGAAAUGCUUCUGGACCUCCCGAAACAAGAUUGAUCCAUAUCUUUUAUAUUCACCACUUCAGUUAGGUCCCCUGUGUUUUAGAUGCGUGUCUAAAUGCAAGGUGAGGUGAUGUGGCCAGUGCAGAGGAUAGAAGUGUUGGCUUGGAGCUUUUUCUGUGGUUGAAACUCACAUAAACAAAGCCCAAUUUCUCGCUAUCCCUUUUAUUGUAUUUACAGAAUUGUACAGAAAAUUCAUAUUCCCCCCACCCCCGAAAAGGUUUUGAUGCCAGGAUAAUCUAAAGAGCAUGUAAACUAUUGGAGAAGAAAUUAAUUUUAUGAAGCUCGUUGCCUGCUUUUAGUGCCUGUAUAACACAUUUCUAUGGCAACUCAGAGCUCAGCAGAGUUUGGAAAUGAGCACGCAGUUGUUAAUGAACUGAAGUAUGUAAUCGCUGCUUUUGCAUGGCUUGGCAUCAGUGUUAGGCUAGGGCCACCUGAAAGCAUUGGAGGCAAAUUCUUGAUUAGAAAUGGUCAUUUGCUUAAGUUUAACUCGACUAAAUGCAUUGCCGAGGCAUGGUGUGUUCUCCUGGAAAUUGCAUGUGGUCAAGGAAUGGAAUAUGCAGAGGUGGGGGACAGUUUUCUGCCAUCGAGCAGGAUCUCCUUGCAGACUGGUGGGUGGACUCCCACUGCCCUGCAGGCAGAUGUUUAGAUGGUUGAGAUGUAGGCUACAGCUGGCUUGGAUUGUAGUUUUUGUUUUCAACACCCAUUACUAAAUUAGAGAGUCUUUCCCCUUGGAUUGCAUAUGAAUGACAUAAUCUGUCUCACCUCACUUGUCCCACCUUCAUGAGUCUCUCAUGGCAUAGGCAAAUCUGCAACCCUGGAAUAGCUCUGAGAGCUUGAGGUUCUCAAGAAAAGAAAAAUUACCACUAGGGAGAGCAGUCAUUGGAAGAUGUUUAAGUUUCCCUGGAGGCUGUUGGGUUGUGAACUCUUCAAGACACUGACAGGAUCAAAGAGGGGAGGAAAUGCGGAGAUGGAGAUGGAGAGGUGUGGGUGGUGGGUGUGGUUUCUGGCAAUCAAAACCACCUGCUUCCUUUCUUCAACCUUUCUUCUUCUCCUAACCCCCUCUCAGCUCUCACCUGAGCUUGCUUGGAAGAGGGACACUUUAUUUGACCAAACCAACUCAAAUUGGGGGUGGGUCUGAUGCAGAUACAUUAACGCUACCGAUCAGAUACAGCAUUAUACCAACUUGAAAAUUCUAAAUGCUGAAGAUGUUUUUAUUAACACUCGGGUUGCUACAAUUCCUAUUUAUGUUCUUUCAUGGAAGUCAUUAACCCAUUUAAAACUUACGGCAAACAGUGAUGAAAUUGCCAGAUUACCAGGAGGACGUUAGCUGUCAGAACCCUCUUGGUUUAGUAUACAAGAGAGGUAGCAUACCAUGCGUUAUGAGGGGUAGGAGAAGGUUGUGUGAGAUAUGUAUAGUGUAUAUUUUUAAAAAUAGCUUAUUGCUUGUAUUGUGAAGACUUUAAAGACAAACUUGAGAAUUCUAACAUAACUAUUAACAAAUUUAACAUAAGUUAUCCCACUGGGUUCAGAGCGUCUUGAAUGUAUAAUCUUUUUGUAACCCAGAAUGAUUUAUUCUUCUACCAGUCAGCCAGACAUCUUAUUUAUAUGUUUAAUUUUGUACAUCACUUUCCCUUUUGUUUUCAUGAUUUCCCGCAUGCUUCUGUUUGGUUGGUUGUUUGCACAAGUAUUGUGUAAACUAAAAGAAAUUUUAACUUGAACCUGGCAUUUUUACUUUCUUGGAUUUUCUUCCUCCACACUUUUUGGGGGAACCAGGGUGGGGGGUGUAUUUUCCAUUUGCAGCUUCCAGGUGAAUGCCUGGUCUUUUGCCAGUCAGCUGAAAAUGCUUCGCUGUCAGUUGCUUUAAAAGAAAAUAAAAAUGUCACCUUAUCAGCUCUAGGUAACGCAUGGGGAGGA
Messenger RNA from Gopherus evgoodei (Goodes thornscrub tortoise), 11584 nucleotides. It is a transcript of the gene TAOK1, whose product is annotated as TAO kinase 1. Gene Ontology annotation, biological process: execution phase of apoptosis; protein phosphorylation. The transcript is spliced from 20 exons. Gene Ontology annotation, molecular function: protein kinase activity; ATP binding. NCBI's taxonomy places the organism in Eukaryota, Metazoa, Chordata, Testudines, Testudinidae. The coding region runs from base 163 to 3168 and encodes 1001 amino acids. The record is from RefSeq and is a predicted model, not a curated record.